Molecule: messenger RNA, 2724 nt
Organism: Phytophthora sojae
Lineage: Eukaryota; Oomycota; Peronosporomycetes; Peronosporales; Peronosporaceae
Exons: 4
Coding region: 1-2724 (907 amino acids)
Biological process (GO): Golgi to plasma membrane transport; exocytosis
Cellular component (GO): exocyst
Source: RefSeq, a predicted model, not a curated record
AUGAGCGUCAUUGACCCCGUCUUCUUCGACAAGAAGUUCAGCGUGCCUCGCUACAUGCUGCGGUAUGUGGUGGGAGCGGCGACCGACGAAUUUCGCGACCAGCAGCUUCAAAAGGUGCGCAAGUUCCGAGCCAUGGCCGACGAGCAGAUCGACGGCGUCAUCGACCAGAGCUUCGUCAACUUCAACACGAGUCUCGCUCGCUUCACCACCAUCUCAAACCAAUUGCAAGAAACGCGGGACAAAGUGCAGGAAGUCCGCAAGCGAGCUGCCGAUGGUCGGACCAUUCUGGGUUCCAAGACGAAAAACCUUCGCGAGCUGCUGCUCCAAAAGUACGAGGCCAAGAAAGUGAUCGACAUCAUCAACGACAUCGAGUGCAUUGAGGCCGCACCGUCCAAGAUUGAGGCGCUGCUGAACCAGCGCAAGUUUCUUGAAGCCGUCGACGCGUUCGCAGGCGCGUUGGACUUGGUUUUUAGCGAGCAGCUCGUAGCUUUCCACGCCACGACGGGGCUGCGCAACGACCUGAUGGAGUGCAAACAAACGAUCGAAGACAGAUUGGUGCAAGAGCUGCAAAGAACGAUCUACCUCAAAGGCGCGUUCGCCAACAUCGCCUCGCGAACCAACCAGUAUUCGCUAGCAGCUAUUGAGAAUGAACUCAGCAGCGGCGCACACUUCGACCAGGAAUUUGAGAGACUGAUGCUGCAGACUUCCACCUCCAAAGGAGACGCCUCUGAUCACAACCGUGCAAGCAUCGUUGGCGUUCCUGCUGCUCCCCUGCCAACAAACAACGUGCUUCAGACCGCAGUCAGCGCUGUCAAAAAACUCCAUCGUGAACGAGAAGCCAUUGGCACCAUCAAAAGCUCGAUCGAAGAAGAGCUGGAUGCAGUAGUUGCGGAACUAUCACGCCUCUGUCGAGGCAUCUUCAAUUCCAGCAGUAGUACAUCGUUUGCCAACGCGUUCACAGAGGCAACGUUCGGCACCCACGACCACUCGAGCGAGUUUGGCACAUUUCUGCGUCUGCUCUUCACCGUGCUCCGUCGUGUUGCUCAGCGCCACUACCUCGUCGCUGUAUACUUCGAGGCCGACGGCGACAACUGGGACUACGGCAUGUUCGAAGUCGUAACCAAAAUUUCCGGAGUGCUUGAGGUAAGCUUUCUUUUGUUCAAAUUGAGUCGGAACAAGCCACUGACAAAGAAUCAGUCGGGUGAAAGCAACCAGGUAACUGCAAUACGCCGCCGCCUCGUGUGCGAACCGAGCGUGUUCCACUUGCCCGACGUUUACGAGGACUUGGAGCGCAUCGGCAAAGAUUUCCAGCAGCUUUUCCGGGCCAGUAGCUCCCGUUCUGGCGUGGCCUCACCUAUGUCAUCGUUGUCGGGUUUUGCAUCAUUCCUCAGCACCUUCAUCACGCAGAAGUGGAUUCCUAAGGUCAAAGCGAAGGCACAGCAGUUUCUGGCGCUAAAAGGACGGGGUCAGACGACGAUCUGUCGGCUGCCCAUUCCGUCUGACACAAGCUAUCAGCCACCCAGCAUCGACAGUUUGCUCCACGUAAUCGAAAACCUCCGCGAGAUGAUGGCCAAGAUGCCGACUCAUGCUUCCGAUUUGGCGAGCGUGCUGGAAGCCUCUGUCUUGAGCUGGCUGGAGGAAUGCGCCGUCAUUGUGCGGGAUAUCCGAGAGCAAACACUCAAUCACCAGCAACUGCAGACCAAAAAUGUCACGUACGCCGACUUGGCAGCAAUUUUCCACGAUUACGAAGGCUAUCAGCGAGCCAAGCAAGGGAGCCCGAUCCCGUAUCACCACUCGAAGGUGCAGCCGACCGGAUCCAUGACUAGUGGUGCAGGUGCCCGAAUCACUGCCGAGGAGGUCAUAGCGGCAAGAGAACUUGGGCUCGAGAGCGAACUCUACGACCCGGAUGCGUGGAUGCACGGAGCAGACGGUUUACUGAUGGAUAACGCGCGGAUCGGCAUGCUCGGCUACGCCAACAGCGCAUGCGACCUCAUCGCUGUGUACCUUCAACGUGUUGCUGGAGGUUCCGAAGGGAAGUCCAACAAUUGUCCGACUUCGCCUGUUACCUCGCCAGCCCUCACCAUGGCGCUUCAAGCGGCGAGUUGGCAAUGCAGCGCCCUGGCUGAUGCGUGUCUUCUUUUCCUGCGCCGCGAAGUGAGGCUGCAUUGCUGCUACUACCUCACGCAGCUCGUCUCGCAGCGAUUUGACAUAGAAGAAGGCCAGCCGACCAUGGCUCAAGACAGCGUCCUCACGCUCAACCUCAACCUCUCUUCGAUCGAAAACGCGCUCCAGCCAUACCUGGCGAGCGACAAGAUGACGCUUGUGUACAAUGGCGUGGACGCGCUACUAUCGCGGCUACUGAUAGGCAACCUCGCACAGAUGACCGACUGCACGUUUACUCGCGGAGGUGUCCAGCAAAUGCUGCUCAACAUCGGUGCUCUGCGUCAAGGACUCACAGGAACGCUCUACUCGUACCCACGCGAUGGUCUGUCCUUGUCUUCGUCGGCUUCGAUGCCUUCGUCCUGCUCGUCAGCCUCGCGAUUGGAGCACGCCAAGCGGUACUACCAGCUCCUCAACUUGUCCGAGACGCAGCUUGAAAUGUUUCUGCUGGCAAACCGCGGCGCGUACACGCAUGAGGCUUUUCGAGCGCUCUGGCACAUCAAUGCCCCUCAUCGCCCACUCGCCAAGGGGAGCGUCAACAAGCUCGACAGCCUACUGCGAUAG